UCAAAAGUGGUUAUUCAAAAGGGCUUUUGUUGGUUAUUUUCAAUAUUAAAAACAGCAUUUUUUAAAAAACCUAUGCUGUUCUUAUUUGGAACUACGAUUCAUCCAGUCCAUGUUUAUACCGUACGUCACAUCAUGAACCAAAACGGAUUCUUGCGCGUGCUGAUGCUGGCCGGCUGCAUAGCCUUGACCGUCUUGCUGACCCUUCACCUUCGUCCCCACGUCAUCAACUACAUGGUCACGCCCACCGGAAGUCAGGCUGACGUAAGCAACAUGGCGGCAAAUAAAGAAGUUGGACAAGUUAAGGCACAAGACACGACGGGUAACCUCUUUAACCCGCUUCAACUCAAGGAGGAUUUUGGUUCAGGACCAUUGAGCAUUGUGCGUCAAAAAGGCUAUGUCACAGACCUAUCCAGCUUGGAUCUAGACAGGUUAUCCACAGAUGAGCUCCUGAUGACAAUCCAUAGUUAUCCAGAUAACGCAGAUGUUUUAUGUCGAAGAAAGAUCCGUAUGGGGAAGGUAGGUGACGGGGGGUGGGAGAUCUGUGACGACCCAGACAUCCGCCCCCGGGCACCCUGCAUCAUCUACUCACUCGGCAUCAACUACGACUUCUCGUUUGACGACGACGCCGCCAAGCUGUACGACUGCCACGUGUACUCAUUCGACCCCAGCAUGGCUAAAGAAAAAGAUCAAUACGACAGAUCUGAAAAAGUCCAUUUCUACAAGAUUGGCCUGGACGGAAGCACAAACAAAAACAGCAAAAACUGGCAGCUCUACACGUUAGGUGACCUAAGGAAAAAACUAGGCCACCAAAACUCGACCAUCGACGUCAUCAAAAUGGACAUUGAGAGCUCCGAAUGGGGGGCGCUGCCAGAGAUGGCGUCUUCCGGCGAGCUGGCAAAAGUCCGGCAACUCCUGCUGGAGUUUCACGUGGUGAGUGCAUCACGUGACUACCUUCUGCCGAGACUGAAGGCCAUGCAGGCCAUCGAGAGAAGUGGGCUGAGAAAGUUCUACGCGCAUAAAAACCACGCAUGCGUCACGACUAUUCCGGGAUUUCCCGUUGCACGGACGAUGUGCUACGAGGUGCAUUUCCUCAGGAGGUGACCAGCUACCUAGACUUUAGAAUAACUGCAUCAACAUUCAAAAGUCUACGUGAUUAUUAUUUUUUGUUCAAAUAUUGAUUAAAUUUCUAUUUUUUUAUUGUGCCUUAUUGAAAGCGAGGUAAGUUUUUAUAAAAACGUCAACGUAAUAAAUUCAAUGCAAUUAUUUUUGCUUGUUUUCAUAACCCUAAACAGAACCCUUGUGCUUACCCUAAAAAAAACCCAAGAUCAAACCAAGAGUUAACCAGAAUACGAACCCGGAUAUCAACAGAAAUAUUUAUUGGGGUGUCUUAAAAAAAAGAAACUCAAUAUGACAUCAUUUUUAUAAGAACAAUGGCUUUUCAAAUAGUAGAUUCUAAAAAAGGGCAUAGAAAUGAAGGUGGUUUACAAUUUCAAUUUAAAAAAACUUUAAAUUUCAACAAAUUACCUCCAAUUGAGCCUGCAGUUACAUUACUCUGAGUACUCUAUGGGUUAGAAAUAUUUUGUUAACUCUUUAUCAAACACGUUUUAUUUCUGUUUUAAUCGUUGACUUUUAAAUUAUUUUUCAUGUGGUGCUCUGUUAUGGGUAUUUUAACUUCGCUAGCUUUUUAUAGUACCCGUAGAUUAGCCAUACCCACAUAUUCGUGUAUUUGGUAUCAUCGAUAUCAUUACACUACCAGUGAUCAAAGAUCCAGCUUAAAUUAUAACCCGACUAUUCCAACAAGUGUGUAUGGCAAUAGUUAAACUGUUUUUUCUAUAGUAUUUAGAGGGCUUACAUUUUUUAUCAUAAUUCUAAAAAAUUGUGAUUAUAUAUAUAUAUAUAUAUAUAUAUAUAUAUAUAUAUAUAUAUAUAUAUAUAUAUAUAUAUAUAUAUAUAUAUAUAUAUAUAUAUAAACGUGUGGGGUGUUUGAGUGAAAUUGGGGCAGAUUGUGAUGUAGAUACAGAGUUGCUAUGGCGUUUGCAAAGGGAGAGAAACCACUUAAACAACAACCACACAACAGUCCAAAUGGAAGUGCUGUAAUCUAAAUUAUUAUCUGAAACUAAACGAGUGUUAAAGUUGAAUCUCUAUCUUUGAAUGUAUUCAAUGCAGUAAAAAAAGUUUUUAAAAAAAAAAGAACUUACCCUUAAAUUAAUUUCUUGUUUUGUUUGUUUAGUAUAAGAAUAAUUUCCCCAAUCGAAUACGCUUUUACCUAUUGUUUUGAAUUAGUAUGAGCAUUUCCGGUUUGAUAAUACAAGCUCAAUACAAGCAACCAUUUUGUUUUUUGUGACAUGUGAUAGCAGCAAUCAUUCCUUUUCUACGUGCUAAAUUUGUGUUUAUUAUAUCUAUAUAAUUAUUUGCAUAUCGUUUGUGUGUUGGUCACUUUUUAGAUUACUUUAUUACUGAGAGGAUUUUGCUUCAUGCUUCAUCAGCUCAUCAGGGUUCACUAUGAACCACAGUAUGCAACAUGUACAAUAUUUUAUGUAAAAAAAAAUGUGUUAUAUUUAUGCUAUGUUGAUAUACAAAAGAAAAUGUAUAAUUUUUUAAAGGGGUUUCUUUGCAUUAAAACUUAAAUCAAGUUUAUUUUAUGAAAGCAUGCUGUGUAGUUGAAUACGUUAUUUUUUUAAAAUUUUGAUGAAGAUGUAAAACUGCUUUUAUAAUUCUGGGUUGAAAUAGAUGUGAAAUGAAUUUAACAAAUGAUGAUGUAAAAAAUGUUUUUUAAAAAGCUUAUAUUGGUGUGAAAAUGUAAUUUUUGCUCAUAUGUUUGUGAAAACUGUUUUUUUUAAAAUAAUGAAUAGAUGUUACAACUUUAGAUCUUUUUUAAAGAAUAAAUAAUUGUAAAAAAAAUUGGUUUGAAAAAUAACGGUUGAUACCUAUUUAAAUGCUUGGUUUUAUAAAAGGAGUUAAUUGCCUUUUUUUGUUUAACCUCUAAAGAUGGUAUAUUGGUUUUUAUUUACGAAUUAAAACUAAUUGCUGUGAAUGUGUUAGAAUCUAACACUGUACAAAAAUGCAAUUUCUCUUUAAAGCUGUAAUAUUAACAUAUGUUAUUAUUGUAUUUACAUUCAUUUUUAAAUCGUGGAAUAAA
Physella acuta is the source of this 3139-nucleotide messenger RNA. RefSeq names its product putative methyltransferase-like protein 24. Lineage: Eukaryota; Metazoa; Mollusca; Gastropoda; Physidae. The record is from RefSeq and is a predicted model, not a curated record.